GAAUUGCAUUGUUAAGAAAGAUUUUCAACACUCAGUGUGUCAUUUCCUUUCUUCAUGUAUCAGAUGCUGAAAUACUAUGUGAUAAAGAUUUUACAUUUCAAUUGUAAAAAGUGGGAAGUGGAUAAAUCAGUUCAGCAGUCUUUAGGACAAACAGUAAAAGGGAUGGCACAGUGGGAUAGCUUUCCUGAUCAAGAUGGGGACACUGACAGCUGCUCAGAAUCUGUGAAGUUUGAUGCUCGAUCCGUGACAGCUCUGUUACCUCUGAGUUUUAAAAAUGGCCCUGCCUUUCCAAAGAAACUGAAGUCCGUCAAAGCUGCCCUGAUUGCCCUUUAUCUCCUUGUGUUUAUAGUCCUCAUACCUAUCCUUGGGAUACUAGCAGCUCAACUCCUAAAAUGGGAAAGGAAGAAUUGCACAGUUGGUUCAAUGAAUGCCAGUGAUUCAUCUCAGAGUCUGAUGGGAAAAGGAAAUGACCGUGAAGAGGAUAUAAAAUUCCGAGAAGUUGUCACAGGAAACUUGAGCAGCAUGGAGAAAAGAAUCCACUAUAUUUCAGAUGCACAAGCCAAUCUCAUAGAUUCAGAGCAUUUCCAAAAUGUCAGUGCAAUGACUAAUGAAAGAUUUGAUGAUGUUCUUCUCCAACUGAGAACCGUGGCUUCCUCAGUCCAGGAACAUGGAAAUGAAAUAGACGAAAUCUUCAAGUCAUUAAUAAGUCUGAACAGCACAUUACUUGCUUUGCAGCUCAGUAUUGAAACACUGAAUGGCAAAGUCCAACAGAAUGCAGUUAAACAACAAGAGGAAAGGACUAAAUUAGAGGAGCGAGUGCACAAUGCAUCAGCAGAAAUUAUGUCUAUGAAAGAAAAACAAGCACUUUUGGAACAGGAAAUCAAAGGAGAAGUGAAACUGUUGAACAACAUCACUAAUGAUCUUAGACUGAAAGAUUGGGAACAUUCUCAGACACUGAAAAAUAUCACUUUAAUUCAAGGGCCUCCCGGACCCCCAGGUGAAAAAGGAGAUACAGGCUUUGUUGGACAACCUGGCCACCCAGGCAUGCCAGGUCCAGUGGGUCCUCCAGGUCCUAAAGGUGAUCGGGGACCAAUUGGCUUUCCUGGAAAUCGAGGAUUCAUAGGACCAGCAGGGAAGACUGGGAGGCAAGGAAAUCCUGGACAAAAAGGCCAGAAAGGGGAAAAAGGGAGUAGAAGCAUGGCAUCUCCACCUCGGACAGUGCGACUAGUCGACGGCAGUGGCCCUCAUGAAGGCAGAGUGGAGAUUUUCCACAAUGACCAGUGGGGCACAGUUUGUGAUGACCACUGGGAGCUGCGCAGUGGACUGGUCAUCUGCAGGAGUCUGGGCUACCGCGGUGUUUUAACUGUGCACAAGGGAGCCAGUUUUGGACAAGGUACUGGUCCAAUAUGGCUGAAUGAAAUAUUUUGCUUUGGGAGGGAAUCAUCUAUCGAGGACUGUAAAAUCCGACAGUGGGGUGUGAGAGCCUGUACCCAUGCCGAAGAUGCUGGAGUCACUUGUGCUUUAUAACGUAUUAUAUUUCAUUCACAUUUAUGAAAUUGCUGCAAAAUGAUUUUUAUUACUUUUCUCCAUUAAAUUAGUUUAAUGAAUAUUUAAGAGAUUAAGAAUAUUGCCCCAAAAUACAGAAUAUUUAAAAGUCACUGGAUAAACAUAUUAAAAACCUUCAUAAUUAUUAUAUGUUUGUUUUUGAACCAUUUUAACAUCUAAGUUGCCGAAUGGAAUUCUAUAAUGAUUUAUACAUUGAAUUGCAUAUACUGAAUUUUAAGAUUCUAGAUUAUAAAUGUCAGUAAUAUGGAAACAAUCUCAAUCAAUGGUUCCAAUUCAUAUCUUCACCAGGAGAUUUUUAUAGUUUUUUUCUUCUUUGUAAUCUAUUUAGUUGAUUUUAAUUGAAUAACUUUCUGAAUAAUGAAAAGGUUGAGAAAAUUUCUUUGGUGUCAAGUUCGCAAAAUAUUUAAUUGAUGCAUAUUUUUAAAGAAAAAAAUCUUACCCAGCUGUCUAGAUGUCUAAUGAGCAAUAACUUGGCUGUAAAUGGUACAUUUUGGUCAUGUAAAACUUUUAUCAGAAGGUUUUGCAAGAUUAUGUAUUAACAUGGUAAAUAAUAACAUACUUAAUAGCAUAUUUAUUAACAAU
This is a messenger RNA of Pipistrellus kuhlii (Kuhl's pipistrelle), 2148 nucleotides long. RefSeq names its product macrophage scavenger receptor 1 (gene MSR1). Gene Ontology annotation, molecular function: scavenger receptor activity. The record is from RefSeq and is a predicted model, not a curated record. Gene Ontology annotation, cellular component: membrane. Gene Ontology annotation, biological process: receptor-mediated endocytosis. The transcript is spliced from 10 exons. NCBI's taxonomy places the organism in Eukaryota, Metazoa, Chordata, Mammalia, Chiroptera, Vespertilionidae. Bases 55 to 1527 code for a protein of 490 amino acids.